Molecule: messenger RNA, 288 nt
Organism: Sphaeroforma arctica JP610
Lineage: Eukaryota; Ichthyosporea; Ichthyophonida
Exons: 2
Source: RefSeq, a predicted model, not a curated record
AUGGACAACGGCUAUUGUGCCAUGCAGUGGGCUGGAGUGUACACCUGCGAGUGUGUGCCUGGUUUCACACUGACGCGUAUGGGGUCUAUGUGCGCCGAUCUCGAGCGCUUCCCCAACCUUGGGAGCGGGUCACAACCACAGGAUCGCCUUAGAAACCUUAACGGUGGGAAGAAGAAACCAGGUUCCCCCCAAUUUGUGUCCAGGAGUAAGAAAAAAUCAGGGUUUGGACCAGCCCCCGACACUCCGUAUUUCAGUGGAAAGGGAGUUAUCACCAAUCAAAAUGGCGAG